CGUCUUGUCGGGGUAAUUAGGCUUCUACCGAAUGUAGUUCCAAAGAAACUUAUCGUAAAUGGCAUCGAGCGAAUAAGCUCUUUAUGUUAUCAUUAACAUACGUACUGUUUCACUGUCUGUAAAUAAUAUUAUCUUUAAGUGUACGUUCAUGUACAUUUGGGCCUUUAGUUAAAUGAGAAUUAUGUGGUCAGCGUCUACCAGUGACCACACCAUAAACGUACCAAUACACUAGAACCUGUUGAAGCCUUCGCAUGCACACCCUAUAAUGAGCAAGUCCAAACAGCAGAUACAAUAGAGGAAAUAAAGAAACUGUCUCUUCAAAAUGUGAAAACAGUGAAGUGGAUAUGUACAUCAGGGAAAACUGCAUUAUCCCAUUUGCUAAAGGGCAAACCAGCUGCUCUCAAUUACCCCCGUCCACAGCCUGUCCCCUGAAACCAGGGUCAUGUGUCUACCUUCAUCCUGGCCCACAACAAAAGAUCUGUUGUCACAGAUCCCGCUUACAGCCCCAAAAAGACCUCUUUCCUAAUUAAAGUCACAAGCACUAACAGCCCAAACUGUGGGACGAUGCAGCAUUUGUAUAGGCUUAUGCUGUGUGCUCGUUCUUCCAGGCGAUCUUAGCAGCAGGAUGGUCUAGUGGGAAACUAAAUUUCGAACCGGUGGAUAUAUUAAUGACAGCAAGGAAACACUGUUGAAAUCACAGAGGAACUACGAGAAUAUGGGGGUCUUCAGGUACUGGUUGUCAGUUUUCGUCGUGGGAUUGCUCUUCUCCAGAGCACAACCUGAUGAGACCUCGUUCAACCUGGUCGGAUUGCUGAGGAGCCUCUCUUCUGGGAUACUCGUCCGCGACGUGCCCGUCGUGAUUGACAUUCCAGUGGAACUCGAGAGAGACUCCCACGAUGAGGAAGAAGAGGAAUGGGAGCAUAACGACAUCCUACAAGAGCCAGAGCUCACCCAGGCCUCUGUGAUUCCCGACGCCAAACCCACGCAGCAGGGACCCAAAGUCUUAACUAAGGAUGGCAUCGUUAAGGGCAUAACCGUGGACAAGGCGAACAUAUUUUACGGCAUCCCAUACGCGAGUCCGCCGGUGGCCGCCUACCGCUGGAAACCGCCCAGACCUAUGACCCCCUGGAAAGGGGAGUACGACGGCACCUAUCCCAGGCCUGCCUGCAUGCAAGGUUGCAUUGGGCCCAUGUCUGUUGAGUGUCCAGCUAAGGUGAGUGAGGACUGUCUCUUCCUCAACAUCUUUGUCCCUCGGAAUGUUGACUUCGCUUCCCCCCUGCGCUCCACUUUGCCCGUGAUGGUGUGGAUCCACGGUGGGGACUUCAUCGCCGGCACAGCCACCAAGCCACUGUACGACAGCCGCUUCAUCAGCAACUUCACCCACACCGUGGUGGUGAGCGUGGCCUAUCGUCUGGGGGCUUUUGGUUUCCUGGUUUCGGGUAAAGAUCCCAAGACCUCGUCUGUAGGGAAUUAUGGGAUUUUGGAUCAGCAGGCAGCCCUCAUUUGGAUCCAGCAGAACAUAGCUAUGUUUGGAGGUGACCCGAGCAAGGUGACGAUAUUUGGAGAGAGCGCAGGAGCCCAGAGCGUGAGUCUGCACCUGAUGAUCCAGAGCAGUAAGCCCCUCUUCAGGCAGGCCGUCUUCCAGAGUCUGCCCUUCUCUAUCCCCCUCAAGACCAGACACGAUGCCCUGAAGCUGGGGAAGGACUUUGCCAAGCUGGCCAACUGCUCAGCGAAGGACAUUGUGUGCCUGCUGUCCCUUAGUCCCCAGGCUGUCCUUGCCGCGCAGAUGAAAUCCAGCUCAAAGGUGAUCAAUCCAUUCCGAUUCCUAGAGAUCUUUGAGACUUGGGGACCGUACAUCGAUGGAGAACUCAUCAAAGAGCAGGCCGUGACCGCCUUCCAGAAAGGACACUGGCACAAAGAGAAACCAGUGCUUUUGGGCACCACGUCAGAGGAGGGGGUAAUAUUCGUGUUUGGGGUCUUUACCAAACCCGUGUCUCCAGUGGAGUGCACAGUCUACACCACGGCCAUCUUUAAACAGCACACCCUCCGCAUCCUACGCAAGUACCUGCCCCUGUACAAGGAUGCAGACCGCAGGGUCAUGCUGUCACAGAUCGUGACCGACUACGUGUUCCUGUGCCCGUCCCGCCGUGCGGCACGUGCAGGCGCCCUGGCGGGCAGCUCGGUCUGGAUGUACGUUUUUGACCACGUGGCGAGCGACCCGCGCGUCUGGUCGGGCAUGUCCAUGUGCUACCAGCACGUGUGCCACGGCGCCGAGCUGCCCUUCCUCUUUGACACGGCCGCCAUGGGCAACUUCUCGCUGCGGCCGCCUGAGCGCUUGCUCUCCAACCGCAUGCUGUGCUACUGGGGCGCCUUCGCGCACGCCGGCAACCCCAGCUCGCGCUUCCAGCAGAGCAACUUCUGCCUGCAGCAGCAGCCGCCCGCCUGGCCGCAGUACGCCGGCUCGUCCGGGUGGCACGUGAUGAACUUCACCGUGCACUCGCACGCCCAGGCCGGCUCGCGCAAUGACAUAUGCGACUUCUGGGACAAGCUGGGGAUCUACUGAGUCCCCCCUCAGGGGGUGGGGGGGUGGGUAGGCGGGUAGGUGCCCCCUCAGGGGGCGGGAGGGUGGGUAGGACUCAGGGUUGGUGACUCAGGUAUGUCUGAGAUGAGGCGAAGCUGAGUCAAUGUGAUGGGGAUAUCAGGUGACCUGUGGUGAGAUGGCGUGUAUAGUAACAGGGCUGCUGCGAUGCGCAUGUCCAGAGAGUUCGAGGUAUGUAUGGUUCCGUUUGCCCUUUGUCCAAGUCCUUUGAGUGUAGGUCGUUACGCUCAAGCGGUUUUGGCUAGUACGGUUGUAGGAUUAGUUAGGCACACUCGCUGGCUCAGCACCUGCUCAGCGCAAGCGCAACAUAUUAGUAAACUGCGAUCGACCACCCUUUAGUCCGUGCACCGACAGGUUCGUUCACCUCUGACCCCCCCGUGGACAAGAGGUGGCGAGAGAUUUGUGUGCUGCGAAGCCCUACUGAUAAUGACUGCAACCCAGUGAGCUUUAAGAGACAUUCUCGAGGAAGAGGAAGCUUAAAAGGACAAAAAGAGAGAGACAUUGAAAGCCCUAUCUGAUUUUUUUCUAUCCUUCUAUAUACCUAUACAAAUCAUUGCUUCUAUUCCUGUAACUGUGCCUGUCAUUUUUAAAUUUUGUAGUAUUUUUUACAUACAUUUCUGAAUUACCUGCCCUAUCCUUCAAAGAUGAAAAGGGUCCUCACAACAUUCUCCUACGCUCAAUAUCCUGCUGUACAGAAUUAAAUCUCUCUCUCACUAGACAUUUUUAUUUCAGAAGACUGUGCAGGUAAAAUCAUUUAAAAAAACCUUGUGUGUGUUGAUGAAGAGCUUGGGUGCGCAUUAAGAAUAAAUAAUUUUAAAAAAUGAAUCCAUGUUAUGUUACUCGCACGCUGCAUCCUGAGGUGCUUCUAUGUUCUUUGUAAUCAGAUGAGAGUAAAAAUAAAACCUUUCAAGUGAAAACCUAUACUCCCUUUCUUGUGUGGAUCUUUCAUAUAAUCAUCCAGUUGCCUUCAGAGUGUUUUAGAUGAAUUGAGUGUGUAGUUGUUAACCAGUCAUUGGUCUCCAAAAAAAGGAGAUAUAAUGAGAUAUCUCAACAUGUGAAGUGCUUCUG
Clupea harengus (Atlantic herring) is the source of this 3667-nucleotide messenger RNA. Its product is annotated as crystal protein. The record is from RefSeq and is a predicted model, not a curated record. Gene Ontology annotation, molecular function: cholinesterase activity. Lineage: Eukaryota; Metazoa; Chordata; Actinopteri; Clupeiformes; Clupeidae.